GAAGCGUUAUUAAUCGUUUCCGGUUUCCGGGAACGACAAACAUUAGAUCCCGCGAGCAGCAUUGCUUCCGGUGCCUGGUGUCGGACAACAAGAGGAGCCGCUGCGGGCGCCAGCGCCGCCAUCAAAAGAACAGUGAACAUCAAAUGACAAAAUGAUACGACACAACGCAUAAGACACGGGCAUUUUCCUGCGUCCACUUUGUUGUUUGAAGCAGAUGUGAUCCCCCCCCCCCUUUUUCCUCCACGCUCACCGGGAUGGCUGAUGAUUCUGGUCGACUUUGCUUUUGAUCCUGUUUUUCGGGGAAGGAACGAACGUGCCUUCGGUGUAGCACGAGCUCAUUCCGGUCAUUUCCGUCUGGUCUCCAAGGAUAGCGGGAGCCACCGGAGACAAUGGACCACACGGCAGCCAAUAAGAGUCAGGUAUGGUCGAGCCAGGAGGACUGGUCGGCGAUCUCCAUGCAGAGCCCCCUCUUCAACACGCCGUCCGGCCGGGACCCGUCGCCGCCCUACGGCCACCCGCAGACGCCCGGCGACGGCUUCAUGCCCACGUUGGCGUGCGCGUCGCACGUCCACUGCCACGUGUCGCCCGCCUCGCUCUUCGCCAGCGUCGGCUUUGACCCGCCGCAGGCUGCCCAUCAAGCACACGCGCCGCCACCCCCCUCUGCGCGGCCCUCCUUUCAGUCUCCCUCAUCGCUGGGCUCUUUUCAGAGCAUCAACCAGGUGUCUGCCACUCACAGCCAAACCUCGUCGGCGCCCCCUGUGGCAUCUCAGUGGAUAGACCCGACGCCGUGUCGCGCCUCGAAUGAGUCUGCUCACGCCGACAACAAUGUUGCCCUUCCAAUAGCGGGGCUGACAACGCGCUCCAUGAUUUUACAUCAGCGCUCGCUCUUACUCAAGCAGCUGUCAGAGUUGGAGAAACUGCUGGAAUCGUUGCCUCCGGAGGACGACGUCUGCGUGAAGCCGCCCCUCUCGGCCCCCCAGUCGCCUCUGACCGCGAGCCCGUCGCCGCCGUGUCAAAGCGAGGCGGCGCACAAAAUGGAGGCGCCUCCGGAGGACGACGACGUCUGCGUGAAGCCGCCCCUUUCGGCCCCCCAGUCGCCUCUGUCCGCGGGCCAGUCGCCGCCGUGUCAAAGCGAGGCGCCGCACAAAAUUGAGCCGGAGUGGUACGCGUCUUCAGACGGCGGGUCGCCGCCACCGCCGCCGACGCCACUGAAAGCGGCGCCCUCGGACAGCGAGCGUGGCGAAAAGCCAGCAUGCGGUGGCGAGCGUGCCGACGACGACGACGACUUGACGGAAGACUCUGCAUGCGAUCCGGCGGACUCUGACGGCCGCUCUCCCGACUCGUCGGACCGCGGCUCCGCUUUCGUACCGAGCGACGACGGCGACGUGUCUGACGCUCUGUCGGACGCGGGAGAAGACCUCGGCCGCCGCUCGCGCGGAUCCCCCCGCGGAUCCCCCCGCGGCCCCGCCAUGUCCCUGCGCAGCAGGAACAAGGCCGACGCGUCCCCCGACGCCCGGACGCCGGACGCCGAGACGGAGUGGAGCCGCUUGAAGAACGUCAAGGUGCACGCCAUGAAGCAAGGCCAGCAGAGCCGCCAGCGCGUUUCCCGGCGCAACCACUGCCCGUUUUGCUCCGUGGCCGUCAUCAAGAUGUCCCGGCACCUGCAGCGCUGGCACGGCCACAAGGAGCAAGUGGCGGCCGCCCUGCGCUUCCCCAAAGGCUCGCGCGAGCGGCAGCGGCUGUGGAACCGCCUCAUCAACGAGGGCAACUACGCGCACAACCGCCGGGUGCUGAGCACCGGCAAGGGCCAGCUGGCGGCGCGCAAGAGGCCCCCCGAGCCGGGCCGGGCGCAGGACUUCCUGCACUGCCUCUACUGCCGGGGCCUGUACAUGAAGAAGAACGUGGCCUGCCACAUGAAGCGCUGUCCCGAACGGCGGCGCAGGAAGAAGGAGGGCCAGGCCGGCGCGGGCAAGGAGCGCGUGGAAACCCGCUGCGCCCUGGAGGCGGCGGGCCGCACGGCCAUCGGCGCCGGCCUGCGCGCCGUCCUCUCGCAGAUGAUCUACGACGACGCCACGCGCCUCAUCAUCAGCGAGCCCGUCCUGCUGGCCUACGGCGAGGACAUGUUGGCGCGCCACGGCGCCGACGACAGGCGGCGCGAGUACUUGCGGCAGAGCCUGCGGCAGAUGGCUCGGCUGGUCAUGGAGGCCUGGAAGCGCACGCCGCUCCGGCGGCUGGAGGACUUCUUCCUGCCCGACAACUUCCCGCACGUGGCGGCCGCCGUCAACGUCCUGGCCGGCUACGACCCGGCCGCCCGCACCUACGCCGCCCCCUCGCUGGCCAUCAAGCUGGGCUACUCCCUGCAGAAGGUGUGCCGCCUGGUCCAGGAGAGGGCGCUGGAGCGCGGCGACUUCGCCCUGGCCGAGGCGGCCAAGAACUUCCUGCUGGUCUACAGGAAGCGCUGGGCCAAGACCGUCUCCUCGGACGCCCUGUCGGUCCUGCGCGGGAGCAAAAGGAGCUGCGGGGAGGAGGCGCCGGACGCCCGCGACGUGCGGAGGCUCCACCUGCACGCCGAGAAAGUCCACCUCCUCGCCGAGGAGAAACUGGGCCGGGAGCCCGCCGCCGAAAGCUACGACGCGCUGGCCAGGGCCCUCCUGGCCCGAAUGGUUCUGUUCAACAGGAGACGCAGCAGCGAGGUGUCCUCCUUGCCGCUCGCCGCCUUGAAGUCGAUCAAGAAGCCCGACGCGGGGGAGCCCUCGCACCUGUUGCUGUCCGAGCUGGAGAGGGGCAUGUGCCGAGUCUUCAGCAGGAUGGAGAUCCGCUCGGCUUGCGGCCGCAUGGUCCCCGUCCUGCUCAAGGCCUCUUUCCUGCCCUCGCUGGAGCUCCUGGCGCGGGUCCGCGAGGCUUGCGGCGUCCCCGCCCGGAACCCUUUCCUCUUCGGGCGCCUGCGCGCGCUCAGCGCCUACCGCGGCUCCGUCUGCGUGCAGACCUUGGUCAAGGAGGCCGCGCUGCGAAAGCCCGAGGCGCUGACGUCGGCCGGCGUUCGCAAGCGCCACGCCGCCGCCUUGCAGCUCCUCAGCCUGGAACCCGCCGAGAGGGAGCUGGUCCUGGGGCCCGACAAGCGAGCCGAGAGCCUUCGGGGCGACGUCCACCCGGGAGGCGCCAGGCAGCCCGCCAAGUCUGUCGGCGAUUUGUCCGGGACGCACUCGACCAAACCCGCGGCGGCCCGGCGGGCGCCAAAAGUCGGCUCGCCGGCCGGCAAGCAGAAGUGGAGCGACGGCGAGGUCGCCGCCGUGGAGAGACACAUGAUGGCCCUCAUCCGAGACCACAAGGUGCCGCAAAAGCUGGACUGUCUGCGGUGCCUGGAGGCCGAGCCGCGGGCCCUGAGCACGCGCUCCUGGAAGGGCAUCAAGGACUACGUGAGGAACCGGAUCACCGCCCUCAAAAGACAAGGCAAGCCCCCCAAGCGCUGAUGCCCCCCCUGGAGUCGUUUCGCAGCCUCAUCUUUGCUUUUCCAGCUGUAAUUCUUGAUAAAUAGUUCCAGGCCUUG
This is a messenger RNA of Hippocampus zosterae (dwarf seahorse), 3547 nucleotides long. RefSeq lists its product as uncharacterized. The transcript has 12 exons. NCBI's taxonomy places the organism in Eukaryota, Metazoa, Chordata, Actinopteri, Syngnathiformes, Syngnathidae. The record is from RefSeq and is a predicted model, not a curated record. The coding region runs from base 390 to 3470 and encodes 1026 amino acids.